Messenger RNA from Zeugodacus cucurbitae (melon fly), 5304 nucleotides. It is a transcript of the gene smg, whose product is annotated as protein Smaug. NCBI's taxonomy places the organism in Eukaryota, Metazoa, Arthropoda, Insecta, Diptera, Tephritidae. Gene Ontology annotation, molecular function: mRNA binding; protein binding; translation repressor activity. Gene Ontology annotation, cellular component: P-body. The coding region runs from base 512 to 3706 and encodes 1064 amino acids. Gene Ontology annotation, biological process: negative regulation of translation; nuclear-transcribed mRNA poly(A) tail shortening; regulation of DNA-templated transcription. The record is from RefSeq and is a predicted model, not a curated record. The transcript has 7 exons.
UCCAUUUUAGAACAUUUUUGGUAAUUAGUUGUUUCAAAAGUACCGUACACUAAUGUCGAUUCCAAAAAGACCUUAGUUAUAAUUGCGCAAUAUCAUUUAAAAGUUGGAAAAAAUUAAAAUCAGAAGAUGCAAAAUUUUGUAUGAUUUUAAAUGAUUACUGUUGAUUUUGUAUUAAAUGUAGAUUGUUCGCAAUAUUCCGUAUGUUAAGUGAUAAUCAAAUGAUAGAAAAUGCAAAUAUUGUUAGUAUAUGUGUUAAUAUAAUUUGCCAAAUAGUCGUGUAAACAACAUAAUUUGCGGGCAAAGAAUCAAAUUGGUAGACUGUCGUGACUAGUGACAUAGAAGAAAGUCAUCACUACUUUCGAAACUAAUAUUACAUGACUUUAAUUUCCGAGCGAAAUUAAUUAUUUUAAUAACGUAGAUCAAUAUACAUCAUUGCCAUUAAAUUAUAAAUUUGCAGCAGAUUUCAAAUACAAUACAUCAAAAAGGAAUAUUUGAAUAUCAAAAAGCCACCAUGAAAUAUAUCAGUACAGAAAAGUUUGGAAAUAGAAAAAUGUUUGGUGCAAAUGAACGGAAUGACUAUAGUAGAAAUAGUCCCAUCACAUUUGGUGAGCAGGUUACAACAGUCACGAGCUUUUUUGAAAGCUGGAAUAAUUGCGAACGAACCGUAGUUAUGUACGCUCUACUAAAGCGUCUUAGAUAUCCUAAUUUAAAGUUCUUACAAUACUCUAUUGAUCAUGCUCUGACACAAAGUUUAGGAUCAGAAACUAAUCUCAGUAGCGUUCUAUUUGACAUGAAUGCGAAUAAUCCUUCGUAUUUGAAAAAACUAUUAAACGCCUAUAAGACGUUGCAUUUGAACGACGCAGUUGAUGCUCUGACUUCGGGUUCAUUAGACAAGGACACCAUUCCGUGUUAUGGGUCCGAUUUUCAAAUUACAAAUUGCGAUGAACGUAAAUUGUACGAAAAAAAGAAGGAGAUAUUGGUAGAGGUUUUGAACAUGUUACCGCUCUUAAAACCUGGAAACGAUGACGCCAAGUUAAUUUAUUUGGCUCUAAUUCCAUCAACAGUGCGGGAUACCAUGCAUCAGCGUGUGCCCACAGAGUUGGUUCAGCAAAUAUUCUCGUACAUGCUUAUUCAUCCUGCUAUAAGCAACGAAGAUCGAAGAUCAUUAAAUGUUUGGCUGCGACACUUGGAGGAUCAUCUUAUGGCUACAGAUAAGUUGGUGGAACCAAAAAACAGAAAUAGUAGCAGCAUAAAUCAAAGUUUAGGUGUCAGCUCGGAUGCGUCAAUUUCAUCAGUGUCAUCACUUACAUCAUCAUCAAUUUCCAAUAAUUCCAUGUCAUCUUCUGGGAGUUUUGCUCCAGGGAUAGGAAUUUCACCAUAUGCAAAAAGUCGAAAUGUUGAUUGGCAAACAAUUGCUCCUCCAAGCAAGCAUCACAGUAAUGUUCAACAAAAUCCACUUUCACAACCAAAUUCUCUACCUGACUGGUCCAGCUUCAUGCGGAAUGACAGCGGAUUUACUAACAGUGGCAUAAGUAAUUUGAGUGAAUUAAGUUCGAGUAGUAGCGGCAGUAGUUGUACAAAUCGACGGAACAGUAGCAUUACUGAUCAACUCUGUGAUAAUUUCAAUGGUAUUAAUCUAAACGAAUUAGGAUCUAGUCAAAACAAAUUGGGUUUGUCUUUAAAUAUUGCGACAAUAGGUGUUGAUGCACAUGUGGAGGAAUCAUCAUUAGUGAAUGGUGUAGCUGCAGCAGCUGCCACAAAUACUAACACUGUCAUGUCUGGCCUAUUUAGCAACAACAACAACCCAAUUAUAAACAUAUUGGGUAGCAGUGGUCAUAAUGAGGGCAAUGUGUGCGAGAAUAGCACUUCUAGUAAUUCCAACAACGACGAGCAUGAUACAUCGUUUUCAAAAAAUGGCACAGAAAUCAUAGACUUUGAGCCGCAUAUAACUAUUAAUGUUGAUGGACAAUGUUUAGAUGAAUCUUCAGCUUCCAUUAAUAAUGAUAUAAAUCCAAAGUCGCUACAGCCGCAAAUGGCUUACACCUCAAUGCCGAUGAGUAAUUAUGAGCAAACGGAUAUGACUCGUUGGAGUUUGGAUGGAAAGUUGACUGCUUUAAAGACUCGACGAUCUAAUAGUCUUACAACACAAACUAUAUCCACUUCGUCCUCAUCUUCAAAUUCCUCAGUGAUUACAGUCAAUGAUAAUUGCUCAAAUUCAAAUGAAAACCUGGCGCAAUUUGCAAAUAAGCCGCGGAGCUUCUCGCUGUCAAUAGAACAUCAGCGCAGCGGCUUAGCUAAUAGUGAUUCGGAUACGCGUUUGGAUGAUUUUAAACCAGGUUAUAUAAAAUUUCAAAGUCAAAAUGUAGGUAUGUCAAAUAUUGGUCUGUGGUUGAAAUCUUUGCGUUUACAUAAGUACAUAGAUCUAUUCAAAAAUAUGACAUAUGAAGAUAUGCUCUGUAUCACUGAAGAAUAUUUGCAAGGCUUGGGAGUAACCAAAGGUGCAUCGCACAAGUUAGCAAUAUGUAUAGAAAAACUGAAAGAUCGCAAUAAUCACUUGAACAGAUUGGAGCAUGAUUUGGUGAAUGGUCAAAUAAAAAUACAGAAUGUUGUUGAGGAUUUAGCAAGCAUGGUACUUUCGCCAAUGAAACCUAUUGCAGCAGCUGAUAGCGGGCCAAAUGAAGACAAUGUUGCUCAUAGAUUUUUAAAAGUUUUGGAUAUAGUUGGUGCGAUGGUGCAACGUGAUACUAACGCCCCUCAAGAUGAAGAAAAUAUCAAUGUUUUAAUGUGGGUGCUUGAUCGUUCUAUACAUAACGAGGCUUUUGUAAACCAUUCAAAUCAACUGAAAGAGCUGAAAUUUAAACUUUCAAAAUAUAAAAUAUCUAUUGGUCACAAGGCACAUCAUUUAAAAAAUGGAAGCUCCGGAAAUUUAAAUAAAUCUAGAUGGAGUGGUAAAUCUCGAAAAUGUGAUAUAAAGAACGGAAGUAAUGACCGCAUUAACCAUAGAAAAAAUUCGAAUGAUAUGCUUAACUUCUCUGUUAGUGGUAUAUCUCAAAAUCAGCAACACCACCACCAUGGCAGUCAGGUACAACUGGGCGACUAUGAAAAAUUUACUCAUAUUAUGAGCGGAAGUGCAGGCAGCAGUAACAAUGGAAAUAACGGUAGCUCACAGCACCAGUAUAAAAGUUCAUCAUAUCCAAACUUCAUGAAUAACCAACAACAGCAGGCCAAGCAACUACAUCAUAGUCAUCAUUCACAAUUAUCACAAAAACAGCAGGAGCAAAAUACUAUACCCCAGCUUAGCCAUUUUCCAUCAUUGCCUCCGCAUCAGCAUCAGCAGCAGCAACAGCAACAUCGAAGGUCUCUGAACAAUUUAAUAUUAGUGUCGGGGGGUCCUCAACAACCCCAAAAAAUGAUUUUUAAACCUGGUCAAGGAAUUGUACCCGCAGGUCCACCAUCUAAUGAUGGUAACUUGCGUCGAACCAGUAUGACUACAGCUAUUAGUAACCAAAACAGUGGUAAUGUCAAUUUAACUUCGACAUUUACUACAAGUCUGGGGAAUGUAAACGGGAAGUCCGAUCCUUCACAGCAACCACAAAGCUUAUCGCAAUCGCAACUUCAACAACAGACGCAGCAAUCACAAAAGACAAUGGCAGCAGUGAUAAUGGAAAAUUUUACGAAGUUCGAGGAACAUUUCACAUUAUUCUAGAAUGUGCAUUGAGAAGUUAAGUAAUCAAAUGGAGGACCUGGAAACCGACGGUGGGUUUUUUGAAUAUGAUGGUCCAGCAUGUUUUCGUUGUGAUCGUUGAAAUGAUGUAAAUGUUUCAAUUACAAUUUACGUUUGCUACACAAAAUAGAGCUAAUUAGGAAAAAUGCAUCGCGACAAUGAGACUGACUAAAAUUACUUUCUGGUACUAAGAUAUAAACGAUUAAAACGCUUAUAAACACUAUUGACGCUCAGUUGUUGACAUUUAUUCAAAUUGAAUAAACAGGAGUUUCAUCAAUUUCAGGCAUGUCUCUCGUACGGAAUGUAAUUGCUGAAUUUAAUUUUAAUCACAAGGAAAAAAGUGAAAUACUAAAAUAUAUUAAAAACUUUAGAAGACACGAUACAUUUUGAACAUUUUGACUUAUUAGUAAUCACUGUGCAAAGCUGAACUUUAAUUUUAACACUAGGUAUGUGUGCAAAUAUUCGCUAUACGUCUGUAGUAUGUAAGAUAUCCAAUAGAUUAACAUUGUAAUAUUGCUAAGCUGAAAUUAUAUAGACCUACGACAAUAUUUGUAAACUUCUUGUCAAGCAUAUCGACAUCAUGAAGUAACUUAAGAGUUGUCCUUACAAUAUUUAAUGUUAUAAGCCUUAUGAUCCAAUGAAUGGUGAGCAAAACCUCACGAUAAUUAAUGCUGCGCAAGUUAGGCAAAAUUUAUAUUCCUAGAGACAAAUGCCUCUUAAUGUCUGGUCUGCUUUUUAUAAUUUUAUUGUAAAGCCAAUCUAUUUAGCAAUUUUGUUUGUUUUAAUGUAUUGCAAAUGUAUUUAUAUUGGUAAUUGUAUAUAUUUACAUACAUACAUACAUAUGUUUGCCUUUUAAAUGUAUGUCUAACUAGAAUAAUCAUGAGUAUGAGUAAGAUUGCCACACGGAGGGAGCUUAUGAAUGCACUCUCGUUUGGCUACACAUGCAUAGUUUAUGUAAAUAGAAUGCAAAAAUGUUGUUUAUUUGAAAAACUAACACACGUUAAUUUCAUAUAGGAACUGAAACAGCUCUGCAUAAGAACCAAUUGAUUUGAGUUCACUGUAUUGAACAAAAUUUGGAUCCAUAAGUACGCACUGUAGUAAAAUUUUAUAAUUAUUUUUAUAUGUUAGAACAAAUUUAUUUCUAUCCCAAGCUGACAGAUUUAGUCGGGCUAUACCUUAAUUUUUCCUCUUAUUGAGUGCAUGUUACACAUGCAGUAAUUUUUAUAAAAAAAAAUAAAAAUAAAAAAUAGUAUAUGUUGAGGAUUUUAACCUAUGACAUUCGGAGGCAAGUGCCAACGAUAAAGAAAUGCAGAGCAAGAGACGAUUACACAUGCUAAGGUUUCCAAUUAAUUUAGAACUAUUUGCAAUUUGUGUUGAAAAAAAUGUAAAAAGAAAUCCAUCAGGUAUAUCAUGUUAGUUAAUAUGUUAAUGAUUUAUUUAUUUAUGAAACUGUAUUUUAGAUGAAUAAGAAAAAUUAAAAUAACUAACGACAUACGAAUCUUGUAUCUUUGUGUAGUACAAUAACAAAUUUAAACAGAUUUAAUAUCUAAUAUCCACAUAAAUAAAGUCUAUUUGGAUAA